AUGCCAAUAAAUGCCAAUAAAUUACAUUUUUAUAUAAUUUUUCAGUGGCUGCUGCUGGCGCUGGCGCUGGCGCUGCCCCCCGAGCGCCCCCUGGCGGCCGAGCCGCGCAAGGUGCAGAUCGGGGUCCGGAGGCGGCCGGAGAGGUGUGGGGAGAGAUCCCGGAGAGGGGAUGUGCUCACGUUACAUUACACGGUACAAACUGGGUAAACUGGGAUGGACUGGGAGCGCGGUGUGGGGAGAGGAGCNCCGUUCGUGUUCUCACUGGGGACGGGGCAGGUCAUCAAGGGCUGGGACCAGGGCCUGCUGGGGAUGUGCGAGGGGGAGAAGAGGAAGCUCGUGAUCCCCCCGGAGCUGGGUGAGACCCCAAAACCGCCCCCAAAAUGGGGGAAAAACCCAAAAUUUGGGGGAAAUCCCAAAAACGGGGGGAGGGGAGACCCUAAAAUGGGGGGAGGGGGGAAAAAACCCGNGGGUGAUUUUGGGGUAUUUUGUGGUGAUUUUGGGGUGUUUCUGGGUGGUCCUGGGGUGCUGACCCCGUGUCCAGGGGGGGCCGUGCUGAUUUUCGAGGUGGAGCUGCUGAAGAUCGAGCGGCGCCCGGAGCUUUAGGGGGCCCCAAAAGCCCCAAAUUCCCCCAAAUUCCCCCGAAUUCCCCCCAGCCCCUCCCCCCUUCCCAGCCCCACAUUUUGGGGUCCCCACGAGGUUUUGGGGGGGGAGGGGGAGCCCCAAAUGUUGGGGUCAAUAAAGGGUUAAACCAAA
Molecule: messenger RNA, 753 nt
Organism: Passer montanus (Eurasian tree sparrow)
Lineage: Eukaryota; Metazoa; Chordata; Aves; Passeriformes; Passeridae
Product: peptidyl-prolyl cis-trans isomerase FKBP2-like
Exons: 5
Biological process (GO): protein peptidyl-prolyl isomerization
Molecular function (GO): peptidyl-prolyl cis-trans isomerase activity
Source: RefSeq, a predicted model, not a curated record